AUGCGUGCUGUGCAGGAAAAGAAGACAUGGGAAGACGCUCUGGAGUUCUGCAGAGAGCAGCAUACCGACCUCACCAGCCUGCUCUCUGUGACAGAGAACCAUCUGGCUGAGAAAGAGAUCCAGUCGGCAGAUUUCACCGAUCAGGUGUGGGUCGGCAUACGUUACCUUGGAGACACCUGGAUGUGGGUGAACGGAGACCCUCUGCUGUACGAGGCCUGGCAGCAGGACGGGGACCUGGACCACCAGUGUCCGAUGCUGAAACGCUGCGGGGCUUUAACCAAAAACGGAGUGUGGGAGGCCAGGGACUGCCAGGAGAAACUCAGCUUCAUUUGCGUCUGA
This is a messenger RNA of Fundulus heteroclitus (mummichog), 339 nucleotides long. Its product is annotated as snaclec stejaggregin-B subunit beta-1-like. The coding region runs from base 1 to 339 and encodes 112 amino acids. NCBI's taxonomy places the organism in Eukaryota, Metazoa, Chordata, Actinopteri, Cyprinodontiformes, Fundulidae. The transcript has a single exon. The record is from RefSeq and is a predicted model, not a curated record.